AUGCUAGGACUUGACGCCCGGGUGCAGCGCCUGACCAAGAAGAUUGAUGAGGCAGACCUCCAGUUCGGUGUCGAGGGACCGUGUACUCCUUGGUCAGGAGAGUGUCGCUUUUUGAAGCGGAAGUUCACAGGGAUCAACGGGAACAUUGUCAUAGAGCAAGAUGGUAAGCACGUUGACAAGUUGGUUAGCUUGGUCGGUGUCGAGAGAGUAUUCUUCUUUAUCUUGGUCCAGACAGACCAGAAUGCCUCUACACGAUCAAGACCGUCGAGCAACGAUGGCUUGGUGACCUUGGUCCUGAGCGAGGUGCACGGAAGUUUGUAUUCUUUGCAAGAGGGUCUGUUUCUCAAAAGGCUCUUGGAGACCGUUUGCAGUGACAACGUGUUGAAGCACAUUGACAUAGCUUACUUGUGGGUGCAGGACCUCAGGGCCCGCAACAUGUUCAGCUUGAAGCCUAUCUCCACUCGGUUUUGCCCACCUGACUUGGCUACCAAGCCGAUGAGUGGGGUGAGAUCAAGGAUGCUGUCAUACCUCAUAGGAGUCUGCCAGUCUGAUGGUACUCUCAUCGGUGCCGAAGAGUUUGAAGGGGAGUGGAGCACAGCACAGUUGCGAUGCAUCCGCAAUGCCCAAGAAAGAUCGAUUGCACAAUCUAGUUCCCAUGCAGCUCGGCGUGUGUUAGCAAUUCUGCUUGCGAGUGAAGGCUUGAACUUUGCUGAGGGAGCCCUUUGCUUUUCUCGAUAUCCGAACACCCCCUCCAUGUUUACCUCUUGGAACCUCGGCAUCAUGGUAGUGGUGCCGUUGCUGCUGGCGGUGAUCUUUGUCAACACGGAGGCCUUCUUCAAGACCUACACCAAGGAUGGUGACCACACCCAGGAGGAGACGAACGUCGAGAACAUUAAGGUUACGAGACGCCUGGAGGAGACCAUCGAGUACUACAACAACGCUGAGGACACGACCUUCCUGGAGAACGCCUUCUACAUCCUGGCCUUCUUUACGGUGGAGGCGGAGAACUACUGGGAGAUCGUCGUGGAGAUGCUCUUCAUCUACUUCAACGUGGCGAUCAAGAUCUACUUCAACGUGGCGAUCCAGAUCUACUUCAGCGUGGUGAUCCAGAUGUACCUCAAGGAGAUGUUCAUCUUCUUCCUCAACGCGAUGAUGUUCGUGGAGACGCCUCAAGUGGUGAGGCAACACAGGCUCUACAAGGCCAAUGGCGUGGACUACUCUGAGAAGCUACUGCGUCACUGGGAGACACACCGUGAAGUCUCAACGGAAGCUCUUGAGGAGUUCGAAGGUGCUGGAACAGCAGCUGCUGUGGCUGCCCAAGAGGAGUUCAACAACAGAGCUGCUGACCCUGGAGCGCAAGGAGAAGAAGUCUGGGUGGUUGGCCGUGGCUCUGCUUUUCACAAAGUGAGCUGUGGCAUGGUCAAGAAGGCCCAACCGCAAG
Molecule: messenger RNA, 1441 nt
Organism: Symbiodinium necroappetens
Lineage: Eukaryota; Dinophyceae; Suessiales; Symbiodiniaceae
Source: the annotation of a GenBank genome assembly